UUCAAUUGUUCGCACUGGCCCGCUGCAGACCGUCACUCAUCGCCCCACUUGGCCACCCCCGCCAGUCCGCCUUUUGCUCUUCAACCGGCACCGGCUUAACUGAGCGCGGCUGUCCACCCCUUCUAAAUGUAAAACCCGAAAUCUAUUCUAAAUUCUAAUUCUUCAAAUCUGUUUCCAGGGCCCAGGCUGUUUCAACACUUUAGCCAACCCAAUAUUUGUUGUUCCCUUGGUUUUCAAAAGAUGCUUUGAACCCUAAUUUUCUUUAGAGAUUUUCAAUCUUGAACUGAUGAGGAAAAAUCUCAUUUCAUGGGCCUUUUCUUGGUUUAGAUCUGCUUUCUGAUUGGGACUUUUGAGUAAUUAGUUUUUGAUUCGGCUGUUCAAAUACUUGCAGAUAGCCCAGAUUGAUGCAGGUUGAAUUAAAGAAUACUGAAUGGAGAAGGAGAAAAGGCAGCGGAAUUUAAAUUCUUCGGAAACCAAAAUCAACAUGGUUUUAUGUAUACCAACAGCAAAGGUAUUUGUAUUGCACCUGAUUUGUGGGCUAGGUUUAGCUUCAGCUUUCUGGGCAGCUCAAAAUUUCUAUUCGAUUAAUCUCGUUUCAAAUCCAGCUGAAACUCUACAUCUAAUUUGGAUUGUUGAAGCUUCAGUUGUGAUCCUAUUGUAUAGUCUGUUUCGGCACAAUCCGGAUAAAUGUUCAUAUUUUAAAGCUGUAGGUAGAGCUUUGGUGGGACUUCCUGCAGGGGCAAUUGUGAAUGCACUUGGAGCUAUUGUAUUGGGGGCACCUGUUGGCCUUCAGCACUUCCGAAAGACUGUUCAUUGGUCUCUCCUAAUGUCCGUUCUUACAUUCGUCCCUGCAGCUUCUGUUUUUGGCUCUUCAUGGACUGAUUGGCAUAGAAUAUUUGCUCAGACAAAGCCUAUUGGAGCUGUAGAUUAUAUGAUCUGCUUUCCUGCACAUGGAGCUGCUAUAGGAGCUUGGUUUGGUGCAUGGCCUAUGCCUCUUGAUUGGGAAAGGCCCUGGCAGGAAUGGCCAAUUUGUGUGACUUAUGGAGCUAUUCUUGGCUACUUGUCUGGAAUGAUGACAUCGUUUGGAUUUGUUGUCUUCAAAAACUGGCGACGGCGUGUGAAAGCAGACUAGUUUUUGACUAAUUUUCCUAGAGUAACCAUGUGGAGUACUCUAGUGUGCUUUAAACUUACAAAGUUCUCGGACCAGAUUUAUCGUGUUGAUCUUGUCAUGAAGAUAGCUUUACACCCCUCGAUGAGUACCAAUGUUCACCUUUGUGAAUUUGAAACAGGUGCAAGUUUUUAUAAACUUCCAGAACACCAGUUUUUGCAUUGACUCACAAGAAUAUUUUGAGAAAUGGAUCAAGCAUAUUGUAAUUAAUUAAUGUCGUGGAGGCAAAUCUUGUAUUAUUGUUGAU
Olea europaea var. sylvestris is the source of this 1415-nucleotide messenger RNA. RefSeq lists its product as uncharacterized. The transcript is spliced from 9 exons. Gene Ontology annotation, cellular component: endoplasmic reticulum membrane. Gene Ontology annotation, biological process: GPI anchor biosynthetic process. Bases 431 to 1132 code for a protein of 233 amino acids. Lineage: Eukaryota; Viridiplantae; Streptophyta; Magnoliopsida; Lamiales; Oleaceae. The record is from RefSeq and is a predicted model, not a curated record.